This is a messenger RNA of Octopus sinensis (East Asian common octopus), 1312 nucleotides long. Its product is annotated as docking protein 5-like. Gene Ontology annotation, cellular component: cytoplasm. The transcript has 8 exons. The coding region runs from base 174 to 974 and encodes 266 amino acids. The record is from RefSeq and is a predicted model, not a curated record. Gene Ontology annotation, biological process: positive regulation of MAPK cascade; cell surface receptor protein tyrosine kinase signaling pathway. NCBI's taxonomy places the organism in Eukaryota, Metazoa, Mollusca, Cephalopoda, Octopoda, Octopodidae.
CAACUAUCUAUCACAAUACCUACCACUACUUUUUCUCUGCCCGUUUCUCCCUCUCUCACAAUUCUUUUUAUCUUCCCAUUCCACCCUUGCACUAAGGUUUCACACAUUUCUAGAUAAAUCUUGUCCUCUCACAGAGAUUAUUUUUUUGCCUUCCUUCCUUCUUCCACACAGGCAUGGAUAUUGUGAAAGAAGGUUUUGUCAAAAUCAAAAGCCAGAGAUCCGGAAUAUGGUGGAGACGAUGGUUAGUGUUGCACCGAGCCACGAGCAAAGGGCCGACGCGCCUCUCAGUUUAUUCCAGCCGAAAGAAGACAAAUAAUGAACCAAAGGCAACGCUUUUCAUGAAAUCGGUACGAGAGGUACAACGGCUGUCCAGCAAAAUAAAGAGAUCUGCCAUUGCAAUUCUGACAAGAGAGGAUUAUUCUUGGGAGCUUUCCUUUGAAACAGAUGGCGAUGCCGAAGAUUGGCUAAACGUGGUUCUCUUGGAACACCAGAAGAGAGGUGACGCCAAGUUCUUCACAUCUCCGGGAAUCCACAAGCAGAUCCGGUCUGACUUGAAGGCCGACCAAUAUGAUGUCUAUCCGGUCUGUCCUAUGGCAUAUACUCCACUGGGAGAUUUCCAUGGGGAAUGUCUGAUGGUUCUUACGCCAGAAACAAUCCAUCUUCUUGAUGCUGGACAACCAACCUGUUGCCUAGCAACGUGGCAAAUGAAACAACUGAAGAAGUUCCAACUGAAUUCUCGCUGCCUCAGUUUGGAGGUCGGCAAGAGCUGUGAUAGUCCAGGUGGUUCUUUUGUGUUCAGUAGUAUUUAUAGUGAAGACAUCUUUGAACAACUGCGGCAGCAAGCUCACGUUUUUGCUCAAGACCUCGAUCUAGACUCUUUGUCGCAUUCGGAUUCCAUUUUAUCUCUUGAUUCCUCUAAAUCUUUUGAAAACCUGACACUUGUUCUGACCAAUAACGAACCAGAAAAUGAAUAAAAACUAUAAAAAUUAUGAAAAUAUCAGAAAAGAGAUUAAAAACAGAUGAAAAGAUGAGGAUAAAAUGGUGAAAUAAUUGUGAAAAUGUGAUGAAAACGAUGAAAUAAAUUUCUGUGAGAUAUAUCGAAGAGACUGUGAUGUUAAGGUGUGGUUUGAGGACGGCACCAGGAUGUGAUGAUCUCAUAUAGAUUCCCCCGCUAUGGGGAUGGUUGGAUACCUACCUGGAUAUCUUGUGCGAGUUUUGGGGGGACCAGCAUGGACCCUUUACCAUCUGCUGGAACCCCACACUGGCUGUCCUUCCUUCAAACUUUCUUUUAAAGCAAAUAUGGUUGUGAGAA